Messenger RNA from Mesorhabditis spiculigera, 678 nucleotides. Lineage: Eukaryota; Metazoa; Nematoda; Chromadorea; Rhabditida; Rhabditidae. The record is from the annotation of a GenBank genome assembly.
AUGUGGCUCCUCGGCGUCGCACUAUUCGUAGCGAGCGCCACGGCCCAAUUCCGGCCGCCAGACUUCCAGGCUUGCGAUGGUGUCCGGCUCAACUCGGUCCAAGCAUCGUUCAAUGACGUUCUCGGAAUCAAUCCUAGCCUUGGCGUGAAGACAUUUGAUGCUUUGCGGCAAGCCGUCGAGAAUAUCUGGGCCUCGCAGGGAGCCCUUGGUCUUCAGACCGUUUGCUCGGCUUUCAAGUUGAUCAAGGUCGGAUUCGAUAACAUCCAAGGCUACGAAGCUUGCUUUUUUGGACCGGCAGGACUUGUAUCGACGGCAAACGGAACGUCUACUGGUAUUACGAUGGCUCAGGCCAUCGGCUACCAGAAACUGAUGAACCAGUUCGAUUUUGCGUGCGGCGCCGGAUUCUCCGUGUUCGCCAAUGUUGACGCAUGCGCGGCCGGAAUCUUCGCGACAAAUUCGUCGAGGACCCGGUUGAACAACUGCCAAUCGGACUUUUUGAAUUCUGUGGCAAAUGAUCCAUCAGAUGCUUGCUCAUACGCCGACAUCGCGGCCACAUGCUACCGGAACACAUUCUUCCCGUGUGGCGUGACAGCCGCAUGGUGGGGAUGUGAAUAUGAGAGGAUGGGUACCGCCACCUAUUACCCACAAUGCACGCAGAACUUCUGUAACUUUAACCCG